Paramacrobiotus metropolitanus is the source of this 1252-nucleotide messenger RNA. RefSeq lists its product as uncharacterized. NCBI's taxonomy places the organism in Eukaryota, Metazoa, Tardigrada, Eutardigrada, Parachela, Macrobiotidae. Bases 103 to 858 code for a protein of 251 amino acids. The record is from RefSeq and is a predicted model, not a curated record. The transcript is spliced from 3 exons.
UUGUGAUUCCUUGGACCGCCUCAUCGUUUUUCUCCAGACUCCAGUACAGUGGUAGCAUCAUUUGCUAUCAGUUAUUACUUGAUUUAGCUGAAACGCAGCAAUAUGGCCGUUCCCGUGUAUUCGAAAACGCGGAAUGGUGGCGACCUGUUGAUUUUGGGAGGGUAUGAAUAUGUGCGGACCUACGAAUGGCGUCAUGACAAUCGUUGGCGUUGCCGUAUGCGUCCUAAAUGUUGCGCCACGCUGGAUAUGGAUGAAGUGGUGGCCACACUGCACUCGCACCACACGCACGAACCCGUGGUACGCAGUGAGCAGCAGGAGCCAGCCGCGCAUGCGGAGAAGUUCCCGCCAAAAAGCUCCGUGGUGAAGAUGGUGUCGUUGCCGAAAAAGAAGUCCCCGAAGGCGUCUGCUUACCGAACGAAGGCGCCCCCGAAGCGGUCUGAUUUGACAGGCCAGACCAUGCAGAGUUCGGGUAGUCCACAGAUGGAGUUUCCGCUGCGACUGUUUCCGCCGGUGGUGGCGCACAGCAGCAAAUCUGUGCCCGGUGACACUCAACAAAGUGUAGCGGGAUCUGCAAAGGUGAGGGCUACGAGUGGAUUCAGCGGUGACAUUAAACGGGAUGUGGGCGCCGAAAGCGUGCAGAGAAAUGCAAAGAGAACGACCAAGAGUGCACCAGAUCAUCGAUCCUCAUUGACAGAUCCACCAUUACCGCCUAUUCCUCGACUGCCACGACUGGCCGCAACUCCUGUCCCUGAUCCUUCAUGUCUUGCUGAUGCCGUGCCACUUCCUGCUCCGAAGGGUAACAACAUAGCUGUCGCGGUAACCGUUGGGACUGAUGCCGCAGAAACAUUUGGUAAUUAGGUGCUGAUUGACUGCUUAAUAGGCCAGUACAUCACUGCCAUGCUGAAAGCGCUCCGCCCCGAACACAUGCGGCAUUACGUGAAGACCAUUCGGAAGACGAUUAUCCAGCUGGACCAGCAGGUGGCUGACCGGGAUUCCGAUGUCGAGAUGUAUUAAUAAGAUAAACAGUUGAAACUGUUCGUAGACCGGUUCCUGCCCGGGGAUGCCCUCCUGGUAAAUAUCAUGGUAUGGUGCACAGAUCUCAUCGAUUUAAUGAUGAACUCAUAGCUGUUUUGAGAGUUCUCAUUCCAUUUCCGUGUAUCAUUAUUAUGUGUUCUAAUUUACGAACGCUUUUCUGCAGUGGCUGGUUACCGCUAGAAUUUUGUGCGCAAUAGAAACAUUUUGUCUGGCUGGC